ACCCGUAUCGGGGGUUUAUGAGAGAGUCAUGGGCUCGGUAUCAUAGGCCUUUUCGAUUAAAAGAAAUGAAUAAAUGGGUUUCAACCCGUGAACCGGGUCUUCCAAGUGAGCCCGUAUGAUACGGGGUCAUGCCACGCGGCGCAGAGGGAGUGGCUACGCGAUCUCGCGUGUUGAGUGAGAAAAAAAGGGUUUCGCGUGAAAGAUCUCAUUUUCCCUUCUCUCUUCGAAAUCUAGGGUUUCUCCGUCUCUGAGGCGAUUUCGUGUCCGAGUCCAGAGCCGGAGAUUUUCUCGAUCAAUUCGUCGUCGGAGUCACUCGUAAACGCUCUCAGAUGGAUCCCGAAGCAGAGAUAAGAGACACAAAGAGAAGAAAAGAGCACAUCGAUAUGCUUUCAUACGUGUGUGAUUCAGAACACGGGAUUCCGACGAGGUGUCCCUGUGGUGGGAGUAUAAUUCACGAGGUUUGUGGGAAGGAGGAAUACGACACUCUCCCCGGCAAGCGUUUCUUCACCUGCAUAAACUACGAGGCUGAUGGAUUUCAUUAUCGUCAGCCUUGGGUCAUUGGUGUGCAGGAGCAUAUCGAACGGCUCACAAGUCGUGUGGAGGAGGUGGAGGCAGUGAUCAAGUGGGUGCCGGAGGUGAAUAAUAAGAUUAAGAGUCUGGAGGCAGAGGUAAAAGCCCUCACUGUGGAGGUUGAUAGGCUCACUGGGAAGGUUUAUAACCUGACCGUGCAGGUGGAUCACUUGGAGAAAUGCUGCUUCGACUGAAAACACAAAGGUCACCAGUUCAAGGAGGAGGAUGCGUGGAUGGUUGCAGGUCUCUGUUUCUUUAUGUAUCAAAUCAAGUCACGGGUGGUAAUGUAGUAGUAGGAGGUUGUAGUGGUAGGUUAUGUAAGAUGGAAUCACGGGAGAGUGUAGUGUUUUCCAACUUUCUACACUCGUUUUAUGUAUGUAUCAAAUCAAGGGUAUGUCCCCACGGCUUUGCUUUUGUACUCACAGGUGUAUGUACCCACAUGCUACUUGCUUCAAUGUUUUUCUAUAUAUAUGACUAUGUGUUUCAUUCUAUUUAUCUCAUUCAUGCAUUUUAUCAAAACUAUCUUACCAACUAUGUGAUACAUCAGUUUGAUUCUUCUUACCAUCAGCCAUACUUUUAUCAAAACUAUCUCACCAUCUCGGAAUCUCACCAACCAACACCACUACGAGAAUCACCAACCAACACCACGAGAAUCACAACAACAAUCAAACAAGAAUCACCAAUCAACACAAGGAAUCAACUCUACUACUCCUCAACCCCACAGAUCAUCUCUACCAUUCAACAGAGGUAAGUUGAAAACCAAAAAUUCUAAGUAAUGAACAUAUCCUUAAAUAAUGAAAUUCUAAAUUCUAUAUUAUCAUAUUUAAAACCAAAAAAGGUUUAUAAUUUACUAAAGUUAAAACCCAAAAAAAAAAGAUUCAAGAGAAAUAAACAGAUUUAUAAUUUUAAUGAAAAACUUUACUAAGGUUAAAACCAAAAUAAUAUAAAAAAAAAACUAAGGUUAAAACCCAAAAAAAAAAUGAAGAGAAAUAGAGAAAUAAACUUUAAAAGAGGAAAAGCAUACCAUAUAUAAGAAAUAAAAAUUUGUUUUAAAAGUUUAUUAAAAAUUCCUCCCUAUUGCCUUUUGUAGGAAAAAUAUUACAAUAAAUAUCAUCAACAAUGUCUUCCUCAUCAAGUGAUGAAGCGGAUGAAGUUUUUGAUGAAUUGGUCGAUGAAGUUGUUGAUAAUUUCAUCGAUACAGUAAUUGAUGGUCAAACCAACAAACCAAAGAGGCGAGCUUAUAUUGAAAGAGAUCGAGAACUAGGACACAUUCGACUAUGCAACGACUAUUUCAGUAAUAAUCCAACGUACACACAAGAUAUGUUUAGGCGGCGGUUUCGAAUGAACAAGCCAUUGUUCCUUCGCAUUGUCGACCGUCUAAGUACUGAAGUUCCGUACUUUCAGCAAAGAAGAGAUGCUACCGGAAGGAACGGGCUAUCUCCACUUCAAAAGUAUACGGCAGCGAUACGUAUGCUCGCAUAUGGUCAGUCAGGAGAUACAUAUGACGAAUAUCUCCGGAUGGCUGACAGUACAUCACGUUUAUGUUUGGCAAAAUUCACUGAUGCAAUAAUACAAUUGUUUGGGGAUGAGUAUCUACGAACACCUACAGCCGAGGAUCUUCAGCGAUUACUCGAUAUUGGAGAGGUACGGGGAUUUCCGGGGAUGAUAGGCAGCAUCGACUGUAUGCACUGGGAGUGGAAAAACUGCCCAACAGCUUGGAAAGGCCAGUUCACACGUGGUUCGGGAAAGCCGACAAUUGUCUUAGAAGCCGUGGCAUCACAAGAUCUUUGGAUUUGGCACGCUUUUUUCGGCUUACCAGGUACCCUAAACGAUAUCAAUGUUCUUGAUCGGUCUCCAGUUUUUGAUGACAUCUUACAUGGUCGAGCCCCUAAAGUGAAGUUCAAGGUCAACAACCACACUUAUCGUAUGGCCUACUAUCUUACCGACGGCAUUUAUCCUCCAUGGGCAACAUUUAUCCAAUCCAUCCCACUUCCUCAAGGUCGUAAAGCACAUAAAUUUGCAGAAAUGCAAGAAUCCGCCAGAAAAGAUGUCGAACGGGCUUUUGGAGUAUUGCAAUCGAGGUUUGCAAUUGUUAGGAACCCAGCUCUACAAUGGGACAAGAAAAGGAUAGGAAAAGUAAUGAUAGCUUGUGUCAUAUUGCACAAUAUGAUAGUAGAGGACGAACGAGACGGAUACGCUCCAAUUGAUACAUCUGAGUUUGAGACAGGACAGUCUAGCAGAAGUUCGCAGGUGAGAAGCAGAGAUAGUGUUAAUGUCACCCCUGAUAUGUUAGCCAUGCGGAGAGAAGUUCGAGAUAGUGACAAGCAUCAUCGUUUGAAAGCUGAUUUAGUGGAAAAUAUUUGGCAAAUGUUUGGUGAUGAAGAUGAAUAAAUAAGUUAUUUAUGUUAGAAAAAUUUCUCAAUUUAUGUAAUGUACUUUUAAUGUAUUGAAUAAAAU
Brassica napus (rape) is the source of this 3027-nucleotide messenger RNA. Its product is annotated as putative nuclease HARBI1. The record is from RefSeq and is a predicted model, not a curated record. The coding region runs from base 1690 to 2961 and encodes 423 amino acids. The transcript has 5 exons. NCBI's taxonomy places the organism in Eukaryota, Viridiplantae, Streptophyta, Magnoliopsida, Brassicales, Brassicaceae.